Messenger RNA from Tribolium castaneum (red flour beetle), 3210 nucleotides. RefSeq names its product DNA excision repair protein ERCC-6. The record is from RefSeq and is a predicted model, not a curated record. Gene Ontology annotation, molecular function: ATP binding; ATP-dependent chromatin remodeler activity. Bases 145 to 3156 code for a protein of 1003 amino acids. The transcript has 9 exons. Gene Ontology annotation, biological process: transcription-coupled nucleotide-excision repair. Lineage: Eukaryota; Metazoa; Arthropoda; Insecta; Coleoptera; Tenebrionidae. Gene Ontology annotation, cellular component: nucleus.
UCACUAGGUGUUUGACAUUUGAAGAAAAAACGAGAGGUUAGAGUGAAUGUUUAAAAAAGAAAAUAAACAAGUUAAAUCCUCCAAAAAUAGUUGAAUAAGCCUUUUGUAAUAUAAAAGUAACCCUUUUUGUGCUAGUGAGAAGAGAUGGAUCAAGACUGCGGAAUUGCGAGUUGCUCAAAAAAUAAUGUCGAUAUUCAGCAGGACGAAGAGUUAGCUGAGCUUACGUUGGCCCAAGGGAUUAACGUUUGGGGCAAAAAUCAACAAACUUUAGAAGAACAAGCGUUGGAAGAAAUUAAUAUUUUUACGCAACAAAAUGCAACAAAGGAUGUGGAGGAAGGCGAAAUUAUUGAGGAUCAGAAACAGGAGAAAGUUUCGUCUUUAGACAUCACGAGUUACAUCAAACGGCAAGAAGAGUUGAGGAAAAUACAAGAGUACAAAAAGACGUUACAAGUCAAAGAUAAAAGCAAAAUAAUCGCUGACAAGCUCACUGAAAAGGAGAAGAGGGGUUUUAAGAAGCGUAAACGUAGUGCUAGUGAAAAAGAACCUAUGAAGAAAAAAGUUGCAAUAGAAAAGGCAGAAGGAAAUGAUUCUGGGAGUGAAUACGUUCCUUCUGAGGGUGAAGACAGCGACCUCGAGAGAGAUUAUAAACAAUUAAGGAAACAAAAAAAUGUUACAACAAAAAAUAGCGUUGAAAAAAUCAGAGACGACGGUUGUUUAAAGUCUUACAAAAACAGACUAAAAGAGCACUACAAACAGCUCGAAUCUGAAAUUAAUUGCGAGGAGGCGGACUCCGAAAUCCCCGAUUUUUACACCAUUAAAGGAGGUCUAAAAAUACCAUUAAAAAUUUGGUGUAACUUAUACCCCUACCAGCAAGAGGGUGUAAGGUGGUUGUGGAACCUUCACAGACAGUCCGCUGGUGGUAUUUUAGGGGACGAGAUGGGUCUGGGGAAAACCGUCCAAGUGAUCGCUUUUUUGGCAGGUCUUGAGUACAGCAAAGUCAUUUCCUUUGACCGUUUCAAAGGUCUGGGCCCCACGCUAAUUGUUUGCCCCGUGACGGUAAUUUACCAGUGGGUGAAACACUUCCACGAUUGGGCCCCGGAAUUUCGCGUGGCGAUUUUGCACCAAAGUGGCAGCUACGAGGGGAAUAUGUCAAACUUAAUUAAAGAAAUACACAAAGAUAGGGGAAUUUUAGUUACAAGUUACGGGGGUAUUUUAAAGUACAAAGAAAAUCUCGCACAAUUCGAGUGGCAUUAUGUGAUUUUGGAUGAGGGUCAUAAAAUUCGAAAUCCUAACGCUAAGGUCAGCGUUGCGGUGAAAAAGUUUAGGACGCCACAUAGGCUUAUGCUGACUGGGAGUCCCAUGCAAAAUAAUUUACAAGAACUUUGGAGCUUGUUUGAUUUUACUAAUCCGGGGAUGUUGGGGAAUUUGGCCACUUUUAUGGAGCAUUUUAAUAAUCCUAUAGUGCAGGGAGGGUUUGCCAAUGCAACUCCUAUGCAAGAAGCAACAGCGCUGUCAGUUGCAACAACUUUAAAAACCUUGAUCACUCCUUACUUAUUGAGGAGGUCAAAAAAUGAAGUUCAGGAGCAUAUCAGUUUGCCCAAUAAGAGCGAGCAAGUUUUGUUUUGCUCUCUUACUGAGGAACAGCGAGAGUUAUAUAAGGGAUUUUUAAUGAGCGAUCACGUUGCAUCGAUUUUGGGAAGUUCCAAAAACUGGUUUGCGGAAAACCAAACACGAGCAAACGUCCUAAUUUCAAUAACAGCUUUAAGAAAAAUUUGUAAUCAUCCAGAUAUUUACUUACAUGCAGCUGGUGAGGAGGCAGAAGAUGAUCAAAACGUUUGUGAUAAAAAAUUUGGAUAUUAUAAAAAGUCCGGGAAAAUGAUCGUAGUGUCGGCUUUACUAAAAAUUUGGAAGAAACAAAAACACCGAGUUUUGUUGUUUACUCAGAGUAGGGCAAUGAUUACGAUUUUUGAAGAGUUUCUAAAACAGCAGGGGUACACGUAUUUAAAAAUGGAUGGCAGCACGGCUGUUAGUUCCAGACAGCCUUUGAUAAAUAAAUUUAAUGAAGAUUCUAGUUACGACGUAUUUUUAUUAACUACUAAAGUUGGUGGUUUAGGAGUUAAUUUAACUGGCGCUGAUAGAGUAAUUAUUUAUGAUCCUGACUGGAAUCCUGCUACAGAUACCCAGGCCAGGGAGCGUGCCUGGAGAAUCGGUCAGGAGAAGCAAGUUACGAUUUAUCGGCUCCUUUCGGCCGGAACAAUUGAAGAAAAGAUGUAUCAGCGGCAAGUUUGGAAGCAACUUCUCAGUAAUAAAGUCCUUUUGGACCCAAAAACGCGUAAAUUUUUCAAAUCAUCAAACCUUCACGACCUGUUUUCACUGCCAGAAAAUCGGGACGAUUCAAAUCCCGAAACUACAAACAUAUUCCGGGACGCUAGAGUGAAAAUUCAGGAACAACUAACCGAAAAACAGAAGAAAAAGUCGGAGACUUUUCAGUUCUCUGAAGAUAAAAUUCAAGCCAUGAAAAAUCGGGCCCAAGAAAUAGCGAAAAGCAUAGCAAAGCCGCAAGAACAGAAAACGUCGUAUCAAAUCCAGUUGGAGGAAGAACGACAAGAGAAAUUAAAAAUGAAGGAGGAGUUAAAACAACUAACCCCGUUAGAGUUAAUGCGUUUGAAUAGGGAGAAAGCGCAAGAGCGGCCUGAGUCUCCCACCAAUAAGGUUGACGAUUGUAACACCAGUGUUAGUUUUUCCAAAGCGUUGGAAUACUCGGAAAAAAAUGCGAAAUUGUAUCACAAAAUAAGGAAAGAUGAAAAACGGGAAAGUGGGAGUAAGAAAAAAAAAUCAAAAGAGAAAGAUAUUUUCAAGACUCUGAUAGACAACACUGGGUUAGUUGAGGGCGAAAAGGUGGACGGUUUGGUUAAAACCGAAAUUAAAAAACUGCGAAAGAAACACGAAGUUGGGAAAACGAACGAAAGUCAAGAUAAUUACGUUUUGGAAAAGUUGUUCAGUAAGAAGGGAGUUUCAGGGGCACUUCAACAUGAUUCUAUUUUGAACAGUGGAGUCAAGACUCAGAGUUUCAGAGUACAAACAGAAGCUAAAUUGAGGGCCGAUAAGGCCCUAGAGGCACUCAGGAAAUCGCGUCUUAAUAGUUGGAGGUGGUAAUUUCAGUAUUUUGUAUGAAUUUUGUAUUUUUUUGUAAAUAAAUGUUUUUUACUA